Messenger RNA from Xenopus laevis (African clawed frog), 2402 nucleotides. RefSeq names its product ATPase, H+ transporting, lysosomal 56/58kDa, V1 subunit B2 S homeolog (gene atp6v1b2.S). Gene Ontology annotation, molecular function: proton-transporting ATPase activity, rotational mechanism; ATP binding. Gene Ontology annotation, cellular component: proton-transporting V-type ATPase, V1 domain; synaptic vesicle membrane; melanosome. Gene Ontology annotation, biological process: proton transmembrane transport; ATP metabolic process; vacuolar acidification. Lineage: Eukaryota; Metazoa; Chordata; Amphibia; Anura; Pipidae. The record is from RefSeq and is marked provisional.
GUGCUGAGAAGAUGGCGGUGCGUGUAAUGCGGGGCGGUGAGAUUGGAACCGGAGUUAAGGGCGGCCCGGGGAAUCCCGUAGGCGCAGCUGCCAGAGAACAUGUACAGGCGGUCAGCAGAGACUACCUGUCCCAGCCCAGGCUGACUUAUCGCACAGUGUCUGGUGUUAAUGGGCCCCUGGUUAUCCUAGACAAUGUCAAGUUUCCCAGGUACUCCGAGAUUGUUCACCUGACUCUCCCAGAUGGCACAAAGAGGAGUGGGCAGGUACUUGAGGUCAGCGGAUCCAAAGCUGUGGUACAGGUGUUUGAGGGCACAUCUGGCAUUGAUGCAAAGAAAACUUCAUGUGAGUUCUCUGGGGAUAUUCUCAGGACACCAGUAUCCGAGGACAUGUUGGGACGUGUAUUUAAUGGUUCGGGAAAGCCUAUCGAUCGUGGUCCUAGUGUUUUAGCUGAGGAUUAUCUGGAUAUAAUGGGGCAGCCCAUUAAUCCCCAGUGCAGAAUCUACCCUGAAGAGAUGAUCCAAACAGGGAUAUCUGCUAUAGAUGGUAUGAACAGCAUUGCCCGUGGUCAGAAAAUCCCUAUUUUCUCUGCUGCUGGUCUUCCACAUAAUGAGAUUGCAGCUCAGAUCUGUCGCCAAGCAGGCCUGGUGAAGAAAUCUAAAGAUGUGAUGGAUUAUAGUGAGGAUAACUUUGCCAUAGUCUUUGCUGCUAUGGGGGUUAACAUGGAGACUGCUCGAUUCUUCAAGUCUGAUUUUGAGGAGAAUGGUUCCAUGGACAAUGUGUGUCUUUUCCUAAAUUUGGCCAAUGACCCAACAAUUGAACGUAUAAUCACCCCGCGUCUCGCGCUCACCUCUGCGGAAUUCUUGGCUUAUCAGUGUGAGAAGCAUGUGUUGGUUAUCCUGACUGACAUGAGUUCCUAUGCUGAGGCUUUGAGAGAGGUAUCUGCAGCUAGAGAAGAAGUUCCUGGUCGCCGAGGUUUCCCAGGUUAUAUGUACACUGAUCUGGCUACAAUCUAUGAACGAGCUGGGCGUGUGGAGGGGAGAAAUGGUUCUAUUACUCAGAUCCCUAUACUAACCAUGCCUAACGAUGAUAUCACUCACCCCAUUCCUGAUUUGACCGGAUAUAUCACUGAAGGACAGAUUUACGUGGACAGGCAGUUACACAACAGACAGAUCUACCCACCCAUAAAUGUGCUUCCCUCGCUUUCCCGUUUGAUGAAGUCUGCCAUUGGGGAAGGCAUGACAAGAAAGGACCACUCCGAUGUAUCUAAUCAGCUGUAUGCCUGCUAUGCAAUUGGAAAGGAUGUACAAGCCAUGAAGGCCGUAGUUGGAGAGGAGGCUCUGACCUCCGAUGAUCUUCUCUACUUGGAGUUUCUACAGAAAUUUGAAAAGAAUUUCAUUGCGCAAGGUCCAUAUGACAACCGCACAGUUUACGAGACGCUGGAUAUUGGAUGGCAGCUUCUUCGAAUUUUCCCCAAAGAGUUGCUGAAGAGAAUUCCCCAGAGCACCCUUGCAGAAUUCUACCCCCGAGACUCAUCUGCCAAGCACUGAGCAGCCUCACUCAUCUCCACAUGUUCUCUGCCCCUGUACUUACACCACUCCCCUCCAUGUGUGCUGUUCACCGAUCCUUUUCCAUUAUGGGGUCACUCACAGGAAGGGGGCAGCUACUUUGUUUUUGAGAUCAAAGGCACGGAGAUGAAAUAGAAGUACUAUAAAUGCCAAUUUUAUUCCAUACAUUGACAUGACUGGGGGAUUUAUCGGUGCAAGAUCUUGAGCAUUCAGCAUCUAGAUAUUAUCUAAUAACCCUGAUUUUGUGUGUAAGCAUGGUGCAAGAUGGUCCACUAUGUGUUCAUGCUUUGUAGCAUGCAUAUAUUUAUUGUGUAGCUGUGCCUGUUUCUCUUAAAUUCUAGAAACCCCAUGUGACAUAUCUUAGUGAUAUCUAGGCCUUUGCAGCACACUGAUGUUGAUUUUGCCAUCUCCAGCACUCUUUCCUGCUGUCUGACCCAUGCAUCUCACUUUGCUGCCACCUUGUGCCCCAUAGGCACUGCUGUCAACAACUGGUAGAAGAGUGCAGGAAUGCAUUGUCUAUUUUUGGGUCAUUUUUCACCUGCUUACUUUUGGUUCAUCUCUACUCCCUAAUCUAACUUCCUGCAGGAUACAUCUCCCACCCAAUCUACCAUUUUUAUUUGUUCCCAGGCAUCAGAUUUUCUGUCAUCCUUCCCGUUUUGAGAUCAAUGGUUUUAUUUGGACAUGCCUUUCCCAGGCUAUUACUACAAGGGGCAUGUUUUGUGUUAUAUUUUAUGUGAAGUUGGUGCAAUAGUUUGCUGUCUGGUUCAUUCCAUCUGUAUACGGUGUAUAAAUUUAUUGCUGAAUGGCAAAUCAGAGUAAAUAUUACAUUUAAUGUUG